This is a messenger RNA of Bursaphelenchus okinawaensis, 2972 nucleotides long. The record is from the annotation of a GenBank genome assembly. NCBI's taxonomy places the organism in Eukaryota, Metazoa, Nematoda, Chromadorea, Rhabditida, Aphelenchoididae.
AUGUCAAUUGAUACAACUAGCAGAGCAUCAGUGAGUACGAUCGAAGAUUCACCACAGAGUUUGUGCCGAAUUUGUGGUGCUAACGCUGAUGGGCCACAUUUUGGUGCUUAUGCUUGUAGGGCUUGUAAGUACCGUAUUAUACAUAUUUAGAGCCAAAACGGGUGGGUAGGGUAGGGUAGGGUAGGGUAGAGUAGGGUAGGGUAGGGUAGGGUAGGGUAGGGUAGGGUAGGGUAGGGUAGGGUAGGGUAGGGUAAUUUUAUUUGAAAAAUUGGUUUUUCAGGCAGUGCCUUCUUCCGUCGAUCAAUAGUGGAACAUCGUCGGUACAAAUGUAAUCACAAGGGCAAAUGUUCCGUGAAUUCAGGUAAAAUAGACGCCUAACUGAUAAGAUUUAUAUUUGUAUAUUUAGAUGUACGAAACUCAUGCAGAAGCUGCCGCUACGCCACGUGUUUGGCUGUUGGAAUGAAAGCUGAUAGUACGGUAUUAAAAGUUUAUGAUUUUUAUCUUAUAAAGAGCAUUUGCGAGUAAGCUAAGAUGAGCAAAAGGUAGACUAAGUAAGUGUGUAACAGGCUGCAAAGUAAGCCUAAGGCACGGUAUGGCACGACAGGCUACAGUAGGUCGCGGGUUUAUGCUACGGGCUAAGGUUUGAGCUAGCGUUAGAACUAGAGCUCUAGGCUACGGCUCUAAACUCGGGCUCGGGGCUGGCGCUCUGGGCUAGGGCUCUGGGCUAGGGCUCUGGGCUAGGGCUCUGGGCUAGGGCUAGGGCUAGGGCUAGGGCUAGGGCUAGGGCUAGGGCUAGGGCUAGGGCUAGGGCUAGGGCUAGGGCUCUGGGCUAGGGCUCUGGGCUAGGGCUCUGGGCUAGGGCUCUGGGCUAGGGCUCUGGGCUAGGGCUCUGGGCUAGGACUCUGGGCUAGGGCUCUGGGCUAGGGCUCUGGGCUAGGGUUCUGGGCUAGGGCUCUGGGCUAGGGCUCUGGACUAGGCUUAUAUAACUAUCACUACAACAUCAAAAUUCUAGAAGUCCAACGACCGCGAGACCUAAACCGUAACAUAACCAGUCGAAGACCAGCAAAGCGGGUUCCAAAACCAGUCAACAAGCCUAUACCUAUUACAAGUGUACUAUCAAGACUAGAAGCCGGCUACAAUUACUAUCAGAUAGCCCAUAAAUCCAUAUUUUCAGCCAAAUUUCCAGAAAAUGUGCUACAAGAUAAAGAAGAAAUGAUGGUGUUAACAGUAGAAGAUAAGGUCAAGAUUGACUGUGACGUGUUACCUACAUUGUACAAGGUUCUGAGAGAUUACUUUUGUUGUUAUGUUAAAAUUGGACAGGAACAUAAGGUAAAAAAUGGCAGGGCUGUUUCAAAAAAAAAUUUUUUUAAAUUUCGAAAAAGCGCAAGAACUUGGUUUACAGCACAAAAAAAUAAAAAAAAAAUUUUUGAAAAAAAUGCAAAAACUUUGUUUACAGAAAAAAAGUGUUUUUAAAAUGCAAAAACUUUCUUUACAAAAAAAAAUUUUAAAAAAUGCUAAAACUUUCUUUACAAGAAUUUUUUUUAGAUUGAACUCCUAACUCAGUUUUUUCAAUACAUCCGGACCUUAGAAUCCGCCUACCUUACCUCAAUCAUAUUCCCAGAUCAACCAGAUGCUGUGGCCUUCUCGAGAAGCGACUAUUGUGAUAGAAAAAGCUUGGCUAUCAGAUUUAAAAAUACCAUUGAUCCAGGGCAGAGGAUAAAGUAAGAAGUGUAUAAUUAAGCUUGAGCUUUUGGUGUAAGGAUAAGAUAGGGUAGGGUAGAGUAUAAAAGGAUGGAUCAGAUCAGGUAUAAUGGGAUAAAGUAGAGCAAAGAAGAAGAGUUGGGUAGAGUAGGGUAGAGUAAGAUAGGGUAGGGUAGGGUAGGGUGAGGUAGAAUAGGGUAGGAUAGGGUAGGGUACGUUAGACUAAGGUAGGGUAGGGUAGGGUGAGGUAGGCUAAGGUAGGGUAAGGUAUGACAGAGUUAGGUAAAGUAGUUUUAAAAUUUAGUCAUCAUUUAUGUAGAUUACGUCAUAUUACACAACGUAUAAAAUUUUUGUCAUCAUCUUACUAAUUGGUUACUACUGGAAUAAGAACAGGACUAGAGCCACCCAAAGGCUAUUUUACAAAAGGAAUCAUUGUUUAUUUCCAGAACUUUCACCCCAGCCAGACUCCAACUGGUCAGAGUAAUUCAAAAAGUGAAACGAUUGAAAAUGGACCAAACGGAAAUGUUGCUUUUGUUGGCUAUAAUGAUCAACAGAGAUAGUGAGUAAAUUUUAUAUACUUAUAUUGUAAAAUACGCCCGGUGAUUUUAUUUUGGUUUUUUUAUCAGUGGAAGUUGAGUGGAAGAUUUGUAAUGUAUUUUGCACUAAAAAUCUCCCACCAAACUUUUAUUUUUAAAAAAGUCUUAAAAUGACUUAAAAACGACUUUUUGACUCUUUUAAGAAGUGGAAGUUUGGUGGAAGAUUUUCAGUGAAAAAUACAUUACAAGUCUUCCACCAAACUUCCACUCUCAAAAAGUGUCAAAAACACAUUUCAAGCCAUUUUAAGACUUUUGAAAAAUGGAAUUUCAGUGGAAGAUUUUCAGUGCAAAAUACAUUACAAAUCUUCCACUCAACUUUCAUUUUUAAAAAACAAUUUUUUAACAAUUUUUUGGUUUUGUAAAGAAAGUUCUUGUAGUUAGUAAACAAAAAUUUUGGUUUUUUUAAACGACAUAUCUUUAGUCUACGAGAAGCACCAAACAGAACCAGUAACAGAAGAAAGAGAAAAAUUGCACCAAGAAUUGUACCAACAUUGCCAAAGCAAAGGCCAAGAUAAGGCUGAAAUACGAUAUGUUCAACUACUUUUGAUGGUACGAGACAUAGAAGAAUCAUGUGCAAUUGGCAGAGAGUGCAUAUGCAUGGCUGUCAUCAACGAUGACUUUGUCAAUGAAACUGUCGUGAGGUUGAGACAGAUUAUCGACCAGUCUGGUGAUUAG